This is a messenger RNA of Cervus elaphus (red deer), 1977 nucleotides long. RefSeq names its product sperm adhesion molecule 1 (gene SPAM1). Lineage: Eukaryota; Metazoa; Chordata; Mammalia; Artiodactyla; Cervidae. The transcript has 3 exons. Gene Ontology annotation, biological process: fusion of sperm to egg plasma membrane involved in single fertilization; carbohydrate metabolic process; hyaluronan catabolic process. The record is from RefSeq and is a predicted model, not a curated record. Gene Ontology annotation, molecular function: hyalurononglucosaminidase activity. Gene Ontology annotation, cellular component: acrosomal vesicle. Bases 295 to 1959 code for a protein of 554 amino acids.
UUCAAGUCAAGAACUUGACUGUGAAGCUUACAAUCUCUGACAUGGAAAUGUAGUGUAAUGACACAUUCUACAUUUAUUGUUAUUAUUAUUUUUUUCAGUUACAGAUGAAGCAACUUGCAAAACAUUCCUAAAUACGAAGGAAGAAGAAUAUUUAAAUGUAAAUCAUCAUUAUUCAUUUUUAUCCAUCAAAGUGGCUUCAUUCCACUCUCUCUGUGUUCAUAUCUUGCAUCAAAUAUUAGAUAAAUCAAAGCGUGUAGGAGAAAAAAGUGCUUUUCAUGGUCAUCGCUCUUUGUGAUGAGAAUGCUAAGGCACCAGUAUAUCUCCUUUAGGAGCUUUGUUGGGUCUAGUGGAACACCCCAGGCAGUGUUCACCUUCCUUCUGCUUCCAUGUUGUUUGGCUCUGGACUUCAGAGCACCCCCUCUUAUUUCAAACACUUCUUUCCUCUGGGCCUGGAAUGCCCCAGUUGAACGUUGUGUUAACAAAAGAUUCAAACUACCACCAGAUCUGAGACUCUUCUCUGUAAGAGGAAGCCCGCAAAAAAGUGCUACGGGACAAUUUAUUACAUUAUUUUAUGCUGAUAGACUCGGCUACUAUCCUCAUAUAGACGAAAAAACGGGCAACACCGUACACGGAGGAAUUCCCCAGUUGGGAAACUUAAAAAAUCAUUUGGAGAAAGCAAAAAACGACAUUGCCUAUUACAUACCAAAUGACAGUGUGGGCUUGGCUGUCAUUGACUGGGAAAACUGGAGGCCUACCUGGGCAAGAAACUGGAAACCUAAAGAUGUUUACAGGGAUGAGUCUGUUGAGUUGGUUCUGCAAAAAAAUCUGCAACUCAAUUUCCCAGAGGCUUCCAAGAUUGCAAAAGUGGAUUUUGAGACGGCAGGAAAGAAUUUCAUGCAAGAGACUUUAAAAUUGGGAAAAUUACUUCGGCCAAAUCACUUAUGGGGUUAUUAUCUUUUUCCUGAUUGUUACAAUCAUAAUUAUAACCAUCCUGCUUACAAUGGAAGUUGCCCUGAUUUAGAAAAAAAGAGAAAUGAUGAUCUCGACUGGUUGUGGAAGGAAAGCACUGCCCUUUUCCCUUCUGUUUAUUUGAAUAUCAAGUUAAAAUCUACUCCAAAAGCUGCCUUCUAUGUUCGCAAUCGUGUCCAGGAAGCCAUUCGGUUGUCUAAAAUAGCGAGUGUUGAAAGUCCACUUCCGGUUUUUGUAUAUGCCCGCCCAGUUUUUACUGAUGGGUCUUCAACAUACCUUUCUCAGGGUGACCUUGUGAAUACGGUUGGUGAGAUCGUUGCUCUAGGUGCCUCUGGGAUUAUAAUGUGGGGCAGUCUCAAUCUAAGCCUAUCUAUGCAAUCUUGCAUGAACCUAGGCAAUUACUUGAACACUACACUGAAUCCUUACAUAAUCAACGUCACCCUAGCAGCCAAAAUGUGUAGCCAAGUGCUUUGCCACGAUGAAGGAGUGUGUACAAGGAAACACUGGGAUUCAAGCGACUAUCUUCACCUGAACCCAACGAAUUUUGCUAUUCAAACUGGGAAAGAUGGAAAAUACACAGUACCUGGGGAAGUCACACUUGAAGACCUGCAGAAGUUUUCUGAUAAAUUUUAUUGCAGUUGUUAUGCCAACAUCCACUGUAAGAAGAGAGUUGAUAUAAAAAAUGUUCGUAGUGUUAAUGUAUGUAUGGCAGAAGACAUUUGUGUAGAAGGCCCUGUGAAGUUACAGCCCAGUGAUCACUCCUCUAGCCAGAAUGAGGCAUCUGCUACCACUUCCGGCAGUACCUCCCCCUCCACUACAACUGCCACAGUACCUCCAUGUACUCCUGAGAAACAGUCCCCUGAGUGCCUCAAAGUCAAGUGUUUGGAAGUCAUCUCCAGCGUCACAAAAAAGGGGUGUCAAAGUGUUAAAUGGAAGAACACUCCCGGUCAGUCACGUAUUCAAAAUCUUAAAAAUCAAACAACCAAUUAAAAUCAAAUUCAGUACUUA